GUGCCAAACAGUGUAGGUACAGCUUGCUAAAGCCUCAACAAUGCAUUAAAAAACUUUUAUGAAAAAGGCUGCAACGUUGCAGGUUGCGAUAAAACAAGUUUUGUUCACGCUUUGUAUCCAAUAGGCGGGAAACUGUUUGUCCUUGCUUACUGGCCGCAAGUUAGUUGUCACUGUUCUAGUCAUCGCGGAGCAGUAAGGACGUUACCACAUUUUAAAGAUGUGGCUUCAAAGAUUUUGCAUUUAUGCUGUUUACAUAGUAGUUUUAUCAUUAUGUGUGUCUACUGCCGAAGAUCCUUCUCCGUGGAGAUGGUCGUGCGAGGACAAGCGCUGCGUGAAGACACGCAACGAUCCUCAGAAUAAAGACCCCGUACUGAGCUUGGAGGCCUGCAAAAUGUUCUGUAACGAUUACGGUCUACUAUGGCCCCAGCCAACAGGCAAGACAGACUUGGGCAACUUUUUGUCUAAGAUAAACAUCAACAACAUUGAUAUCAAGCUGAUGAAUGAGGGUAGGUCAGCAGACCUCGUGAAGGAAGCUGGAAACAGGUUCAAGAGUUUGGUGUCAAUGGCGAUACCAAGAGGCGUGUCGCCGAAGUCAACUGGAAAAGCCGUCUCUGUACUUCUGUAUAAUGAAAACCCUGAUGUCAGAGAAUUUUCAUUGGACAUGGAUGAGGGCUACGACCUCCGCGUGCAAGCGGUGUCCAGUGAUCGUCUGAAUGCCACCAUCACGGCUCACAAUUUCUUCGGCAUGAGGAACGGUCUGGAGACCCUCUCGCAGCUCAUCGUGUAUGACGACAUCAGGAAUCAUAUGCUGAUCGUGCGAGACGUGACCAUCAACGACAAGCCGACGUACCCUUACCGAGGGAUCCUCCUUGACACGGCUCGCAACUACUACAGUAUUGACUCCAUCAAGGCCACCAUUGAUGGUAUGGCCGCUGUCAAGCUGAACACUUUCCACUGGCACAUCACGGACAGCCAAAGUUUCCCAUUCGAAGUCAGCAAGAGGCCACAACUCUCCAAGUUAGGUGCUCUCACACCAGCUAAGGUGUACACAAAGGAGAUGAUCAAGGAAGUAGUAGAAUACGGUCUUGUUCGCGGUGUCCGCGUGUUGCCGGAGUUCGAUGCGCCUGCGCAUGUGGGCGAGGGAUGGCAGGACACCGGACUCACUGUCUGCUUCAAUGCGGAGCCGUGGUCACAUUACUGUGUGGAGCCCCCUUGCGGUCAGCUGAACCCAACUAAAGAAGAGCUCUACGAAUACCUGGAAGAUAUCUACCAGGAAAUGGCUGACACAUUUAACACCGACAUAUUCCACAUGGGAGGUGAUGAAGUGAGCGAGAGGUGCUGGAACACCUCUGAGGAGAUCCAGAACUUCAUGAUCCAGAACAGAUGGGACGUAGGAGACAAGUCCAGCUUCCUCAAGCUCUGGAACUACUUCCAAAAGAAGGCGCAGGACAAAGCUUAUAAGGCGUUUGGCAAGAAAUUGCCCUUAAUCCUGUGGACCAGCACUCUGACUGACUACACACACGUGGAUAAGUUCCUAGACAAAGAUGACUACAUCAUUCAGGUUUGGACAACUGGUGUCGACCCACAAAUCAAGGGUCUCCUGGAGAAGGGCUACCGACUCAUUAUGUCGAACUACGACGCCUUGUACCUUGACUGCGGCUACGGAGCCUGGGUUGGCGAAGGUAACAACUGGUGUUCUCCGUACAUCGGUUGGCAGAAGGUGUACGACAACAGUCCUGCUGCCAUUGCCAAGGAAUACAAACAUUUAGUUUUGGGCGGCGAGGCGGCGCUGUGGUCGGAGCAGUCGGACACGGCGACGCUGGCGGGCCGUCUGUGGCCGCGCGCCGCCGCGCUCGCCGAGCGCCUGUGGGCCGAGCCGGGCGGCUGGCGGGCCGCCGAGCAGAGGAUGCUGCAUGUCAGAGAGCGUUUGGUCCGCAUGGGCAUCCAAGCCGACAGCAUUCAACCCGAGUGGUGCUACCAGAACGAGGGAUACUGCAACAAUUGAGAUUAAUAUUCUAGUGAAGACCGUGGCAACAUUAUUGUACACGGCAUAAUUUUAGUGAUCACGUCAAGACGACCAACCAUGUAUUUAUUAGACGACAUGUUGGCAACACUGAGAAAAUCGUUAACGUUAUACGUUAUUUCGACAGUUUUUUUGGUGGAUCAAUUUAGGUCUCACUAAGUAUUGUUUUUUCAAGAUAAUAAUUAGUACUUCAUAAUUUAUUUGUGACAAAAAGCCUGAAAUCUAACAAAACAUGGGCCAACGUUUGCAAAAUCGCAGUAUUUUAGUAGCUGUAAUUGCUAGCAGUUCCUUUGGAGGAAAAAUACAUAAAGGUAUCCAUCACCAUAAUAUUACGUCAUUUAUUUGUCACAAAUGGCCUCAGGUCUGAGAAAACAUGGGCCAACAUUUGCCACCAUCUUGCCCAACAUCAGUUGCCUAAUAGAACACGGUUUAUCACCGUCACGACAUGACAAUGCAACUUGUUUCACUGUGAUCAACUUUACACGUAGGUUUUAUAAUGUAACAUCAUCGUUAUCUUUUAACGUGAGCAACAUGAAUUAAUUAUAUCUGUAAUGAUUAACGUUAUUUUAAGUAUUAUUGUAACUUUACAACAUUUUUGUAAUAAAAAUUCAAAAUAUAA
Molecule: messenger RNA, 2642 nt
Organism: Trichoplusia ni (cabbage looper)
Lineage: Eukaryota; Metazoa; Arthropoda; Insecta; Lepidoptera; Noctuidae
Gene: Hexo1
Product: chitooligosaccharidolytic beta-N-acetylglucosaminidase
Exons: 16
Coding region: 218-2005 (595 amino acids)
Biological process (GO): glycosaminoglycan metabolic process; ganglioside catabolic process; carbohydrate metabolic process
Cellular component (GO): membrane
Molecular function (GO): beta-N-acetylhexosaminidase activity
Source: RefSeq, a predicted model, not a curated record